CCGGGAAGCGCGGGGGGCCAGGAGAACUCACAUGAGGAGCUCGAGAAUCAGCCCAUUCCUGGUCGCGGGCCGCUUGGUUUCUAGUUGGCGCUCAAUUCUGCUGGAGCCGUCGAAGCGCCGGGUUCAUCCCCAGAGGGUGGUGGAGGACCCUGGAAAGAAUGAUAGCGUUUGGGGAGCUGUGCGCCACUUCGUCUGGGGUCAGCUGCACCAAGGUCGAGCUGUGCCCCCGUUCUAUUCUCUGAGGGCUAAGGGAGCAGGCGACUGGGGAACGGGACACCUCCUUUCUGUCUCUCAAGAAAUGUUGCCUAGAAAGCACACCAUGGCUUGGGCUUGAGCUGAGCGCACAGAAGCUCGCGCUCGCACUCUUCCCACUCCUUUCCUGGAGGAAUAUGGGGUGAGCGGGGUCCUCCUGAAGGUUUGAGGACUGUCUCCUUGCUACCGCGGGGACCAUGCUCACUUUCUUGCCUUAUGUCCUGGCAUUUACUUUCUGGGAAUUGGAAAGGGGGGCAACUCUGCUCCGCGCCAUUUCCGCGGGGCAGUGACCAGCAGGUCUUCAUACGUGGUCCCUUUGUGCCCACUCAUCUCUACAGCUGGCACCCACAGAUGUCGCAUUCUAGCUUAGCUUGCUUCUCAGACAAGGAACUCAGACCCAGCAGCCUGGCUCGGAGGCUCUGAGCUAAUCUCCCCAAAAUAGACGUGAACCCCAAGGAGAAAAUUGGAUUUUUAAAAGCCCAGUGGCAAUGCUGUUUCUUCCCAAUGUGGGGCAUGAGCUCUCCCUCCCUCUCCCAGAAAGCUCAGCCUCAUCUUCAUGAAGAGCUGGGGAGGGGGGGAAGGCACUGAAUAAAAUGGCUCCUGAGCUUUGAUGACACCCCCAAAUCAGCGACUCUAUCAGGCUGAGUGGACUUUGAGGUUGACCUUCAUUUUUCUGUGACACACAAGGCUCUCACCUGGGGUUGCAGGCGGAGCUGCUGUGGAGCUGACCCAGCACAGAAAACCAUCAGGGUGACCUUGAGCUGCAAAGCUGCUGUCCACGUGGACUGGAGCUGACAUCGCGCGUCCAUCUGCCAGGACCCCUGCAUCCAGACUCCGAGACAUGGCAACCAACAGCAGCAAGGUGGCCGAUGGGCAAAUCUCCACGGAGGUCAGCGAGGUCCCUGUGGCCAACGACAAGCCCAAAACCCUGGUGGUCAAGGUGCAGAAGAAGGCGGCGGACCUUCCGGACCGGGACACAUGGAAGGGCCGCUUCGACUUCCUCAUGUCCUGCGUGGGCUAUGCCAUUGGUCUGGGCAAUGUCUGGAGAUUCCCUUAUCUCUGCGGGAAGAACGGUGGUGGAGCCUUCCUGAUCCCCUACUUCCUGACGCUCAUCUUUGCGGGUGUCCCGCUCUUCCUGCUGGAGUGCUCCCUGGGCCAGUACACCUCCAUCGGGGGCCUGGGGGUGUGGAAGCUGGCUCCCAUGUUCAAGGGUGUGGGCCUCGCCGCCGCUGUGCUCUCGUUCUGGCUGAACAUCUACUACAUCGUCAUCAUCUCCUGGGCCAUCUACUACCUGUACAACUCCUUCACCACAACGCUGCCAUGGAAACAGUGUGACAACCCCUGGAAUACAGACCGCUGCUUCUCCAACUACAGCAUCGUCAAUACCACCAACAUGACCAGCGCCGUGGUGGAGUUCUGGGAGCGCAACAUGCACCAGAUGACAGACGGACUGGAUAAGCCGGGUCAGAUCCGCUGGCCUCUGGCCAUCACCCUGGCCAUCGCCUGGAUCCUUGUGUAUUUCUGUAUCUGGAAGGGUGUUGGCUGGACUGGAAAGGUGGUCUACUUCUCGGCCACAUAUCCCUACAUCAUGCUGAUCAUCCUGUUCUUCCGUGGGGUGACACUGCCUGGUGCCAAGGAAGGCAUCCUCUUCUAUAUCACACCCAACUUCCGCAAGCUGUCAGACUCUGAGGUGUGGCUGGAUGCAGCUACUCAGAUCUUCUUCUCAUACGGACUGGGUCUGGGGUCCCUGAUUGCCCUUGGGAGUUACAACUCUUUCCACAAUAACGUCUACAGGGACUCCAUCAUUGUCUGCUGCAUCAAUUCCUGCACCAGCAUGUUCGCAGGAUUUGUUAUCUUCUCCAUCGUGGGCUUCAUGGCCCAUGUCACCAAGAGAUCCAUCGCUGAUGUGGCGGCCUCAGGCCCCGGGCUGGCGUUCCUGGCAUACCCAGAGGCAGUGACACAGCUGCCCAUCUCUCCCCUCUGGGCCAUCCUCUUCUUCUCCAUGCUGCUCAUGCUGGGCAUUGACAGCCAGUUCUGCACCGUGGAGGGCUUCAUCACUGCCCUGGUGGACGAGUAUCCGAGGCUGCUCCGCAACCGCAGGGAGCUCUUCAUCGCUGCCGUCUGCAUCGUCUCCUACCUGAUCGGCCUCUCCAACAUCACCCAGGGGGGCAUUUAUGUCUUCAAACUCUUUGAUUACUACUCUGCCAGUGGCAUGAGCCUGCUGUUCCUCGUGUUCUUUGAAUGUGUCUCCAUUUCCUGGUUUUAUGGUGUCAACCGAUUCUAUGACAACAUCCAAGAGAUGGUCGGCUCCAGGCCUUGCAUCUGGUGGAAGCUCUGCUGGUCCUUCUUCACCCCCAUCAUUGUGGCGGGUGUGUUCAUUUUCAGUGCUGUGCAGAUGACCCCUCUCACCAUGGGAAGCUACGUUUUCCCCAAGUGGGGCCAGGGUGUGGGCUGGCUCAUGGCCCUGUCUUCCAUGGUCCUCAUCCCCGGAUACAUGGCCUACAUGUUCCUCACCCUAAAGGGCUCCCUGAAGCAGCGCAUCCAGGUCAUGAUUCAGCCCAGCGAAGACAUUGUUCGCCCCGAGAAUGGCCCGGAGCAGCCUCAGGCCAGCGGCUCGGCCAGCAAAGAGGCCUACAUUUAGGGGUGCGGAGCGGCUCGCCCACCCACACUCUCGCCCCCACCCUGGCUGCACACGACCACCACUUGAUGUCUGAAGAUACCGUCUAGCUCAACCUACCUCGAGUGGCGAGUCCAGACACCAUCACCAUGCAAAGAGAGGGAGGUGGGGACAGUCACACCCCCGUGGGCCCCCACUAUGGGUGAAGAUGCUCGAUGGCUCCGGCACCUGCGGGCUGGUGACCUUUUUAAUCCGGGCCCCAUAAGCAUCAAGCAGUUGGCCUGUGUGACCGCUGCGCUAGAUCAUUUUUAUUCCGCCAGCGAGUGCGAAGUGCUCCUGGCUUUUAGUUGCAUUCCUGACUGUUCUCUUACUGCCGAAACCCAUGACUGUUACCUUGGACUUCGGUUCGGUCAGAACGCUGCUCUGUGCACGUGAAGAGGGCAGUUUGUAUAAUGGGCAUUUCUAGGGAGAGCUCACUCUUAAGAGCAGGGAGCCAGGAGAGCUCUUUCAGUUUUUGGUUUUUUCCUUCCCGAGGCAGCUCGACAGCACCCCCCCCACCCCGCACCCCGCCCCCGGUUCGUAUCACCAGAGCUGCUUUUUCUCAAGCCAUCCGCAUAGUGUCCUAUUCCCCAGCCACUCGGCUGAAUGGGCAUCUCUGCACUAAGCUUUCCCAACCCCCACUCCUGGCCAGGGCCUUCUGAUUGUGCCCGGCCGGCAGCGAUCCUUCCAGACCGGUCCUGCUCCUGGGAAAACUGCCACAAGCACAACUGACUUUGCUAUCACCGUUUUGUGGGGCCUGAGAUCCCGCUGGGGAAAUUCCCUAAUAGGAGGAGCCCCAGUUUCUCUUAGGCUGCCAGGUUUUCCAGAGCACAGAACCGUUGCAGAGCAAAUGUUAUCUGUCUCCCACACUGCACCCCAGUCACGGCUGCUGCCUUCAGAGUUCCCACUGUGGCUCAGCAGGUUAAGAACCCUGUCUGUGAGGACCCAGGUACCCUCCGUGGCCUAGCUCAGUGGGUUAAGGAUCUGAGGUUGCCUCAAGCUGCAGUGCAGGUUGCAGAUGCAGCAAGGAUCCGGCGUCGCUGUGGCUGUGGCUGUGGCUAGGCUGCGAUUCCACCCUUAGCGUGGGAACUUCGUUUUGCCACAGGUGCAGCCCUAAAAAGAAAAAAAAAAAGUUUGCUGCCUUCCCCCUUCUCUGAAAUUCUUGAGCAGGAAUCCCCUCACUGCCACUAAAAUACCCAGCCCCAGUAACUGAGGAGCUAGUGUUCAUCCGCCCCCACGUGCUUCCAAAAUUAAAACUGCUUCGGUGAGAAGUAGUGUUCUUUCCUUUUUGAAAUUGGGCUCCACAGUGGUGGUGGCAAAUCGGGUGAAGACUUUCUUGCAAGCUUCAGUAACUCAGCGUUUCUCACUUGCCAGGAACAUGGGUUCCCAUGUAGCAAAUCCUACGUCGUGCCCUGUACUCCUUAGCUAGUUAACUCACGAACUGUGUUUUACGACUAAUCCUUAAUAACCAUGGUAAAUAACUGUGACUGUGGGGUUUUUAAUCUGUCAUUCUCAUCUGAAAGUGACCAGCAUACCAGUUCUUGCAAUAAGGUUUUAUCCUCAGAUUAUUAAGCACAUUAUUGUAGAAGAAAAAAGAGUCUGUGUACACAUAUAAAUGCACACAUAUGUACAUUCAUCCUCACCCGUGGUACAUAAAGUCUCAUUUGAUAUUGUGUAGGAAACCUAAAACCUUUUCCUGAAGUCAUCUGUAAAAUAGUCUCAUUCUUAAGGCAUCGUGAAUGCCAUCUGGUGAAUCCAGGAUCGAAAUGCAUACGUAUUGUUAACUUAUAGGGUUUAGAACAAAGGAACCCUUCACUGUCUCAUGGUCCCACCCCCCAUUCUUUGUGUGAAUUCCUUUAGAAUAAGGGCAGGAAGAAUUCUAACUUUCUCUUUGUUCUUCAGCCUGAGAUGGAGAACAAGUCUUCCGAAGACAAAGGCAGUGUGGUAUUUAAUGUUUGUAAGCAAAUCUAAGUGAGAUGUUUGGCAAGAAAUCCCUUAACUGAUUUCCAUCCAAACCUAAUAUAGCACAAUAUUAUGUGUCGUAAACUUACUGUGAGAACUGUGAAUAUGUGUUCCUUUUUUAGUAUUUGCCCUGGGGAGGGAGAGAUAUUGUAUUAUCAUAUAUGCUUUUUUUUUUUGCAAUAAGGAUUUAUUCUCAGAACACCAAGUAAAUCUAUCUCUAUAUUAAAAAAUAUAUGUAAUAUAUACAUAUUCAAACUAUAUACAGAGCCUGUUUUAAGAAAAAUUACAGUAUUAUUUAGUAAAAUUAUCUGUUCUAUGGACCAAAUGUAAAAUAUUUAUAAAUGAAGAUGCAUUUUAAAUGUCUAUAAAUGGUGUCAUAACUAGAGCACGGGCGUUAUGUACGUUUCUAAGAAUAUAGAGGAAAAGUAAUAAAGGUUCUAUGAU
Molecule: messenger RNA, 5314 nt
Organism: Sus scrofa (pig)
Lineage: Eukaryota; Metazoa; Chordata; Mammalia; Artiodactyla; Suidae
Gene: SLC6A1
Product: solute carrier family 6 member 1
Biological process (GO): nitrogen compound transport; sodium ion transmembrane transport; amino acid transport
Cellular component (GO): cell surface; plasma membrane; axon
Molecular function (GO): gamma-aminobutyric acid:sodium:chloride symporter activity
Source: RefSeq, a predicted model, not a curated record